Molecule: messenger RNA, 3422 nt
Organism: Gracilinanus agilis (Agile Gracile Mouse Opossum)
Lineage: Eukaryota; Metazoa; Chordata; Mammalia; Didelphimorphia; Didelphidae
Gene: LIG3
Product: DNA ligase 3
Exons: 20
Coding region: 30-3047 (1005 amino acids)
Biological process (GO): double-strand break repair via alternative nonhomologous end joining; DNA recombination; DNA biosynthetic process
Cellular component (GO): DNA ligase III-XRCC1 complex
Molecular function (GO): zinc ion binding; DNA ligase (ATP) activity; DNA binding
Source: RefSeq, a predicted model, not a curated record
GCCUUCCCAAUUUGUAGUGGAUCUGCUGGAUGCCUUUGGCUUUGGCUAUCCUCUUCCAGCAAGCUUGCAGAGUUCUUGGCCAAAGGAAAGUAUCACAUUUGCUCCAAGAGCCAUUCCAUUGGCAGCUAAGUAACUGGCUCUUCAAUGUGUCAGGAGCAGGUCACUUUCAUGGCUCCUGUCUCCUUGUGAAGAAAAGGCCUUCUCUCUGGUUCAGGGGGAACAGCCCAAGACCAUCUACUGCUCGCUUUACCUUCCUGCCAGUGUCACAUGUGGGGUUCUGCACAGGUGCUUCUGAGAUGGCUGAACAACGGUAUUGUGUGGACUACGCCAAGCGUGGCACAGCUGGCUGCAAGAAAUGCAAGGAGAAGAUUGUGAAGGGUAUGUGCCGAAUAGGCAAAGUGGUGCCCAACCCCUUCUCAGAAUCUGGGGGUGAUAUGAAGGAAUGGUACCAUAUCAAGUGCAUGUUUGAGAAGCUGGAACGGGCCCGGGCUACCACCAAGAAAAUUGAAGACCUGACUGAACUUGAGGGCUGGGAAGAGCUCCAGGAUGCAGAGAAGGAUCAGAUCAGUGAGCACAUUGCAGCACUCUCCUCAAAGGCAGCAAGCACACCAACAAAGAGAGCCACAGUUCAGGCCAAGCUGACAGCCACUGGCCAGGUGAUUUCUCCACACAAAGGAUCCUCCUCAGUCACUAACACCAAUCCCCGGAAAUUCUCUGGUUUCACAGCUAAACCAGGCACCUCUAAGGGACCUGUCUCAUACCUCACCCCCAAGCCCACUCUGUCAGCUAGAAAGUGUGACCCAAAGCACAAAGACUGCUUGUUGCGGGAGUUUCGGAAACUGUGUGCCAUGGUGGCUGACAAACCCAGCUACAAUGUGAAGACCCAGAUCAUCCAUGACUUCCUGCAGAAAGGAUCAGGCGGUGAUGGUUUCCAUGGUGAUGUGUACCUAACAGUGAAGCUACUCCUGCCAGGUGUCAUUAAAAGUGUUUACAACCUGAAUGACAAACAGAUUGUGAAGCUUUUCAGUCGGAUUUUUAAUUGCAGUCAGGACGACAUGAUCAGGGACUUAGAGCAGGGAGAUGUGUCAGAGACUGUGCGCGUGUUCUUCGAGCAGAGCAGGUCCUUUCCCCCAGCAGCCAAGAGCCUCCUCACCAUACAAGAAGUAGAUGAGUUUCUUCUUCAGUUGUCCAAAGUCACAAAAGAGGAUGACCAGCAAAAUGUGCUACAGGACAUUGCCUCCAGGUGUACUGCCAAUGACCUCAAGUGUAUCAUCAGGCUCAUCAAGCAUGAUCUCAAGAUGAAUUCGGGGGCUAAGCAUGUGCUGGAUGCCCUGGAUCCUAAUGCUUAUGAAGCUUUCAAGGCCUCAAGGAACCUCCAGGACGUGGUAGAACGUGUCCUGGAAAACCAGCAAGAAUCUGAGAAGGUGCCAGGCAUGAAGCGGACACUCAGUGUCCAGGCAUCUCUUAUGACCCCUGUGCAGCCCAUGCUGGCUGAAGCCUGCAAAUCCAUUGAGUAUGCAAUGAAGAAGUGUCCCAAUGGGAUGUUCUCUGAGAUCAAGUAUGAUGGUGAGCGGGUACAGGUGCACAAGAACGGGGACCAGUUCAGCUACUUUAGCCGCAGCCUCAAGCCAGUCCUGCCUCACAAAGUGGCCCAUUUUAAGGACUACAUCCCCCAGGCUUUCCCAGGUGGCCAGAGCAUGAUCCUAGAUGCUGAGGUUCUUCUGAUUGACACCAAAACAGGCAAACCUCUGCCCUUUGGGACUCUGGGUGUGCAUAAGAAAGCUGCUUUCCAGGAUGCCAACGUUUGCUUAUUUGUGUUUGACUGCAUCUACUUCAAUGAUGUCAGCCUGAUGGACAGACCAUUGUGUGAACGACGGAAGUUUCUCCAUGAUAACAUGGUCCAGAUCCCCAAUCGGAUCCUCUUCUCUGAAAUGAAGCACGUCACAAAAGCUUCACAUUUAGCCAAUAUGAUCAACCGUGUCAUCCGGGAAGGGCUAGAAGGACUGGUGCUAAAAGAUGUGAAGGGAACCUAUGAGCCAGGGAAGCGGCAUUGGCUGAAAGUGAAGAAGGAUUACCUGAAUGAGGGAGCCAUGGCAGACACAGCAGAUCUGGUGGUCCUUGGAGCCUUCUAUGGACAAGGAAAUAAAGGUGGCAUGAUGUCUAUCUUCCUAAUGGGCUGCUACGACCCUAGCAGCAAGAAGUGGUGCACGGUCACCAAGUGUUCUGGAGGCCAUGAUGAUGCCACACUUGCCCGCCUGCAGAAUGAGCUGGAUAUGGUGAAGAUCAGCAAGGACCCCAGUAAGAUUCCCAGCUGGCUGAAAAUCAAUAAGAACUACUACCCUGACUUCAUCGUUCCGGAUCCAAAGAAAGCUCCUGUUUGGGAGAUCACAGGAGCUGAAUUCUCCAAAGCUGAGGCCCAUACAGCUGAUGGCAUCUCAAUCCGUUUCCCCCGCUGUACUCGAAUUCGUGAUGAUAAAGAUUGGAAAUCAGCCACCAACCUCCCACAGCUUAAGGAGCUAUACCAUCUUUCUAAGGAAAAGGCAGACUUCAUGGUGGUGGCUACAGAUGAGGGUAGUUCUGUGACUAGUGGCAGCAGUGGAGAGAAUGAGGGCACCUCAGCAUCUUCCACCCCUCAAAGAGCCUCCAGAGCUUCUCCCAGUGAUGCCCCUGCCCAGGCCAGAAAGGCAGAAACCAAGAGGAAUGUCUCCCCUGGCCCUGCAGGCUGCAAACCAUCUGGGAGACCUUCCCCUGGGAAAGCGAGCGAGAAGCAGGGCCAGAAAAGGAAGGCCCCGGAGGAAGACUCCAGCCAAAAGACGCUGCUGGACAUCUUCACGGGCGUGAGGCUCUACCUGCCGCCCUCCACGCAGGACUUCGGCAGGCUCCGCCGCUACUUCGUGGCGUUUGACGGGGAUCUGGUCCAGGAGUUUGACGCGGCCUCCGCUACACACGUGAUGGGUGGUGGCGGCGAGAACCCCGAGGCCCUGCGGGUCUCCCCCGAAUGGAUCUGGGCGUGUAUCCGCAAGAGGAGGCUGGUGGCGCCGUGCUAAAGGGACGGGACGGGCCCCGGGACCAGGACUCGAGGUGCUGCGAGUGGAGGGAGGCACCGCUGAAGCCCACCUCCCGACUGCGGGGGGGGCCGGGGCCGGGGCCUGACCGACUGGGCCUCUUCUUGUUUGGGCCAGAAAGCCUGGGGAGCCGCUGCGGCCUUCUGCCCGCCUCCGGCCUGGCACUCUGGGGCAGGUCAAGGAGGAAGGGGGGAGGCCAUGGCAGAACCGGUGCCUUUUCUCCCUCACGAUCCCCGCUGAGCGCUUCUAAAAGGUGUUACAGACCACGUCAGGAGGGCUGAGCUGAGGGGGGAGCCCGGGGGCCCUUGGGCAGGGCCUCCAGUUUUAAAGAUUAGCAGAAUAAACUCCCGAAAGGCG